AGUAGAAGCUUCGAGAAUUCACCAGCCAAUUCCACCCAAUUCACAAUAACCGCCUCGACCAAUAGGACUCCACCGUUCCGAGGGGAGGGGUUUAACGAUGCCCGGCUGUUCCCUGCGAAUGGUAGAUCGGGGAGCGGCAUGUUGAUUGACGUUUGUGCAGUCCAAUCAACGGCGUUCAUCUUAAGUCGUCCACGAAUAGCGGGCGUCUUACUGGGCGGGCUCGGAACUGUCAUCUUCUAGUAGGUUCGAGAAGACGCGUGGAGAGGCCGGGAUACAGUGCGGCUAUGGAGACGGCUAAUGAAUUAAAAGAGAAGGGCAACAAAGCUCUUUCAGCUGGGGAUCUAGAAGAAGCAGUGCGAUGCUACACAGAAGCCAUCAAACUUGACCCCAAGAACCACGUGCUGUAUAGUAAUCGCUCAGCAGCCUACGCCAAAAAGAGGGAAUAUGCCAAAGCCCUAGAAGAUGGCUCCAAAACGGUUGAGCUGAAGCCAGACUGGGGAAAGGGAUAUUCACGAAAAGCUGCAGCAUUGGAAUUCCUUAAUCGCUUUGAGGAAGCCAAGAAAACCUAUGAGGAAGGUUUAAGACAUGAGCCAACAAAUGCCCAGCUUAAAGAGGGCCUGCAAAAUAUGGAGGCAAGGCUAGCAGAGAGAAAGUUCAUGAAUCCGUUCAACUCCCCUAACUUAUUCCAGAAACUAGAGUCUGACCCUCGUACACGAGCCCUCCUUAAUGAUCCAAGCUACAAAGAGCUUAUAGAACAACUAAGAAACAAACCAUCUGAUCUUGGCACGAAGCUGCAAGAUCCAAGGGUCAUGACAACACUUAGUGUAUUACUUGGAGUGGAUCUUGGCAGCGUUGAUGAUGAGGAAGAGGAACCUCCCGCACCACCUCCCCCUCAGCCUAAGAAAGAAACGAAGCCAGAGCCAAUGGAAGAAGACCUCCCAGAAAACAAAAAACAGGCUCAAAAACAGAAGGAGCUUGGCAAUGAAGCCUACAAGAAGAAAGAUUUUGAAACGGCACUAAAGCACUAUGCUCAAGCCCGGGAACUUGACUCUACUAACAUGACUUAUAUUACGAAUCAGGCAGCUGUAUACUUUGAACAAGGGGAUUAUACUAGGUGCAGAGAGCUGUGCGAAACAGCUAUUGAAGUAGGAAGAGAAAAUCGUGAAGACUAUAGACAAAUAGCCAAAGCUUAUGCUCGUAUUGGAAACUCCUAUUAUAAAGAAGAAAAGUACAAGGAAGCAAUUCAGUUUUUCAACAAAUCUCUGGCAGAGCACAGAACACCAGAAGUUCUCAAGAAAUGUCAGCAGGCAGAGAAAAUUCUGAAAGACCAGGAACGCCUAGCAUAUAUAAAUCCAGAGCUAGCUCUGGAGGAGAAGAGUAAAGGCAACGAAGCCUUCCAAAAAGGAGAUUACCCACUAGCAGUAAAGCAUUACACAGAGGCAAUAAAGAGGAAUCCAAAAGAUGCCAAACUGUACAGCAACCGUGCAGCAUGCUACACAAAGCUUCUGGAGUUUCAGCUUGCACUAAAGGACUGUGAAGAAUGUAUUCAACUAGAACCUACAUUUAUUAAAGGAUUUACUCGCAAAGCUGCGGCACUUGAAGCAAUGAAAGAUUUUACUAAAGCUAUGGAUGUCUAUCAAAAGGCACUUGAACUGGACUCUGCAUGCAAGGAAGCAAGUGAGGGUUAUCAAAGGUGUAUGAUGUCACAGUAUCACCGAAAUGACAGUCCUGAGGAUGUAAAGCGUAGAGCUAUGGCAGAUCCAGAAGUGCAGCAGAUAAUGAGUGAUCCCGCAAUGCGACUUAUAUUAGAACAGAUGCAAAAAGAUCCUCAAGCACUGAGCGAACAUUUAAAGAACCCAGUUAUUGCCCAGAAAAUCCAGAAACUGAUGGAUGUUGGAUUGAUUGCUAUUCGGUGAUGAGUUCCUUGCUCCUUCUUUCUCUGCAAUGUUGGUUUCCUGUUUUCCUUCUAUUGCUCCUUUAUUGCUCUUCACUUGUGAGGACGCGGCUGAGAGCUAAUGGACAUUCUGAAAAGAUCUCUGUUGUUUCAGCAAAGUAUAGGGAAGAGAUCCAUGCGCCGGACACUCUUGUAUUGCGCUGUUGUUCUGUCAAUCUCUCCCAGUUAAGUUUAUUGAUCUGUAAUAAUGUUAAUAAAGAGAAGCAUGUGACACGA
Hyla sarda is the source of this 2170-nucleotide messenger RNA. RefSeq names its product stress induced phosphoprotein 1 (gene STIP1). Lineage: Eukaryota; Metazoa; Chordata; Amphibia; Anura; Hylidae. The coding region runs from base 285 to 1916 and encodes 543 amino acids. The transcript is spliced from 14 exons. Gene Ontology annotation, molecular function: Hsp90 protein binding. The record is from RefSeq and is a predicted model, not a curated record.